Messenger RNA from Penicillium verhagenii, 1575 nucleotides. Its product is annotated as ribosome-binding protein NMD3. The coding region runs from base 1 to 1575 and encodes 524 amino acids. Gene Ontology annotation, molecular function: ribosomal large subunit binding. The record is from RefSeq and is a predicted model, not a curated record. Lineage: Eukaryota; Fungi; Ascomycota; Eurotiomycetes; Eurotiales; Aspergillaceae. Gene Ontology annotation, biological process: ribosomal large subunit export from nucleus. The transcript is spliced from 4 exons. Gene Ontology annotation, cellular component: cytoplasm; nucleus.
AUGUCGAUGGAUUUGGAUGCCCCAGUCCCCAUGUCGGGGAUGCGAGAGCCCAGCGCUGUUGCCACUAUUCUUUGCUGCAACUGUGGUGCGCCUAUUGAUGGAACUGUCUCCGCUGGCGCUUUGUGUCAGGAUUGUUUGAGACUCAAUGUCGACGUUUCUCAAGGUAUUCAACGCGAGGGAACUCUUCACUGCUGCAGAGAUUGCGAGAGAUGGCUCCAGCCCCCCAACAGCUGGGUUGUCGCGAACCCCGAAUCGAAGGAAUUACUUGCUGUCUGUCUGCGACGUCUUCGUGGCUUGUCCAAAGUCCGCAUUAUCGACGCCAGUUUCAUCUGGACUGAGCCUCACUCUCGCCGAGUGAAGGUCAAGAUCACAAUUCAACAGGAGGCCUUCCAGGGUACAAUCAUUCAGCAGACAUUUGAGGUGGAAUACGUCGUUGCGUCCCAGCAGUGUGAUGACUGCAAGAAGUCAUAUACCCAUAACACUUGGCGCGCUGCCGUCCAGGUCCGACAGAAGGUUCCCCACAAGCGUACUUUCUUGUACCUGGAGCAACUUAUCCUGAAGAGCGGUGCCCACAAGGAUACGGUCAACAUCAAAGAGGCCAAGGACGGUCUCGAUUUCUACUUCGCCCAGCGAAACCAUGCCGAGAAGAUGUGCGAUUUCUUGUCUUCGGUCGUGCCUUGCAAGAUGAAGAAGUCCCAGGAACUUAUUUCCAUGGAUAUUCACACCAGCACAAAGUCCUACAAGUUCACAUUCUCCGUUGAAAUUAUCCCCAUCUGCAAAGAUGAUCUUGUCGCACUUCCCAUCAAGCUUGCCCGUCAAAUCGGAAACAUUGCACCCCUCACACUCUGUUACCGCGUUGGUACCUCCAUUAACCUUUUAGACCCGACUACCCUCCAGACAUCCGACGUCCCAACAGGGGGUUAUUGGCGAAACCCGUUCAAGAACCUUGCUGAUGUCACCGAGCUCAAGGAGUUCAUCGUCAUGGAUAUCGAACCCACCGGCUUCUCAAAUGGCAGAUACCACUUGGCCGAGGCCACCGUCGCUCGCGCUUCCGACCUUGGUUCCAACGACAUCACCUACUUCACCCGCACACACUUGGGUGGAAUUCUGCACGUUGGUGACUCCGUGCUCGGCUACCAUCUCAGCGGCACUUUGUUUAACAAUGAUAACUACGAGGCCCUUGAGGCUAGCUCCCAAUACAGCUCGGCACUUCCGGACGUUGUUCUCGUCAAGAAGCACUACGCCCGCAAGAAGAAGCCCAAGAACCGUGCUUGGCGUCUUAAGCGUAUGGCCCGUGAGUACGAGGCCGAGGAGGCUGCUGGUAUCGCCCAGAAGAGCCGUCGUGAGCAGGCAGAUGCCAACAAGCUCGAGGAGGACUUUGAGACCUUCUUGCGUGAUGUCGAAGAGGAUCCCGAGUUACGGCAUACUCUGGACCUUUACAAGGUUCGCAAGGAGCGCCAGGCUGCUGAUGCCAUGGAGGAGGAUGAUGAUGACCAGAGCGAGAACGGAGUGCCGGAGAUCAACAUGGAUGAGCUGCUUGAUGACUUUGAUGAGCUGAAUAUGGAUGGAGAAUGA